UUUUGACGCAUGCGCGUCUCACCGCUGUCCAGGGCCGGGUAUCAUGGCGACGUACGUGGACAUCCUGAAGAGCGAGUUUCCUGAGAUCGACUCGGAGCUUUUCGACUACAUCACAGGCGUUUUGGACAGCGGAGCAGAUUUCGAGGAUGGCGAGGAGGUCUACGACGCCAUCGGAGGAGUUCUGCAGGACGUCUCGGCCGACAGCAAGAACGAAGACGACAUCCGAGACAUCUGCCUCCAGAUGUUCAACACCCUCAAACUGAACAACCUUCACGGCUCUCAGAAGCAGGUGCUGUUGGACGCUCCUGUUCAGCUCUCUCAGAUCUCUGCAGACAACGUUUCUGCAGACAAAGAUGUUCAAGGCAUCUGGAUGAUGAAACGUCCUCAGAACACAACGGUCGAUGCCAAGAAGUUGGAGAAAGCCGAAGCAAAGCUGAAAGCAAAACAUGAACGCAGGAACGAGAAGGACUCCCAGAAAGCCUCCGGUCCACUGGUCCUGGAGGAGGCGUCGGCCAGUCAGGCGAGCAGUAAGAAAGACAACCGAGUCGACCAAUCAGGGAAGAACCGGAGCUAUGACAUUCGCAUCGAGAACUUUGACGUUUCGUUUGGAGAGAGGUGUCUGCUGCAGGGGGCGGAGCUUUCUCUGGCGUCGGGCCGGCGGUACGGCCUGAUUGGUCGUAACGGUCUGGGGAAGACGACGCUGCUGAAGAUGCUGGCGAGUCGAAACCUCCGCGUCCCAGGACACAUCUCCAUCCUGCACGUGGAACAGGAAGUGGCCGGCGACGAGACGACGGCGCUGCAGAGCGUCCUGGAGAGCGACACGCAGCGAGAAGAUCUGCUGCACGAGGAGAAGACGCUGAACGCUCGCAUCGCCAACGGAACUGCUGACGGGAUGGAGAGCGUCCGGCUGUCGGAGAUCUACGUCAAACUGGAGGAGAUCGAAGCCGACAAAGCCCCGGCCCGAGCCUCCGUCAUCCUGGCCGGCCUCGGGUUUUCUCCCAGGAUGCAGCAGCAGGCCACCAAGGAGUUCUCUGGAGGAUGGAGGAUGAGGUUGGCGCUGGCCAGAGCUCUGUUCGCUCGACCAGAUCUGCUGCUGCUGGACGAGCCGACCAACAUGUUGGACGUCAGAGCCAUUCUGUGGUUGGAGAACUACCUGCAGACGUGGCAGUCCACCAUCUUGGUGGUCUCCCACGACAGGAACUUCCUGAAUGCUGUGGUAACAGACAUCAUCCACCUGCACUCCCAGAGGCUCGACAGUUACCGUGGCGACUACGAAAACUUUAUCAAAACCAAAGAAGACAGACUGAAGAACCAGCACAGGGAGUACGAGGCCCAGCUGCAGUACAGACAGCACAUACAGGUUUUCAUCGACAGAUUUCGGUACAACGCCAACAGAGCAGCUCAGGUCCAGAGUAAACUCAAACUGCUGGAGAAGCUACCUGAACUGAAGCCCAUCGAAAAAGAAACUGAGGUCACUUUAAGGUUUCCAGAUAACUUUGAGAAGUUGUCGCCUCCCAUCCUGCAGUUAGACGAAGUAGAGUUUUACUACACUCCAGACCAGAGACUCUUCUCUGGACUCAACCUGUCGGCCGACCUCGAGUCUCGGAUCUGCAUCGUCGGUGAAAACGGUGCCGGUAAAACCACCGUCCUCAAACUGCUGAUGGGAGAGUUGACGCCAGUGGGUGGAGUCAGACAAGCUCACAGGAACUUGAAGAUCGGUUACUUCAGUCAGCAUCACGUGGACCAGCUGGACCUGAACGUUUGCUCUGUGGAGCUGCUGCUCAACAAGUUCCCUGGUCGGACGGAGGAGGAGUAUCGCCACCAGCUGGGCGGUUAUGGCAUCACGGGGGAGCUGGCCACGAGGCCGGUGGCCAGUCUGUCAGGAGGACAGAAGAGCCGGGUGGCCUUCGCACAGAUGACCAUGCCAUGUCCAAACUUCUACAUCCUGGACGAGCCGACCAACCACCUGGACAUGGAGACCAUCGAGGCUCUGGCUAAAGCCCUCAACAAGUUCAGAGGCGGAGUCAUCCUGGUUUCCCACGACGAGCGUCUGAUCCGGCUGGUCUGUAAGGAGUUGUGGGUUUGUGAAAACGGGAAAGUUCGGCGCAUUGAUGGCGGCUUCGACGAGUACCGAGACAUCCUGCAGGAGCAGUUCAGGAAGGAAGGUUACCUGUGAGGCCCUGCCCCCCCCACAUCAGUGACCACACCCACCAGUGACCACGCCCACCAGUCACAUUGCCUCACUCCCUCCAUGAUAACACUCGUCACAGCAGCCAAUCAGCCGUCAGAGCGGACUGGAGGACGUUUUCUUCCCUGAACUUUCUCACCUGCUGCUCAGGUGAUCUGCUGCGAGCUGAUUGGCUGUUGUCGGUCACCUGGUGAGGUCACAGCGAACUCUGGAGGAGUCACGAAUCAUGAACAACUCAGAGUUAAUUUAAACCGUCUCAUUGCAGCCAAUUCUGUUUUGUAUCAUCAGACUUUAAUGAGUUUUAAAGGAGCAGACAUCAAACAUUAUAUUUACAUCCAGAGAAAGACAAAUAAAUAAAAACAUCAGAUCAUG
Acanthochromis polyacanthus (spiny chromis) is the source of this 2560-nucleotide messenger RNA. RefSeq names its product ATP-binding cassette, sub-family F (GCN20), member 3 (gene abcf3). The record is from RefSeq and is a predicted model, not a curated record. NCBI's taxonomy places the organism in Eukaryota, Metazoa, Chordata, Actinopteri, Pomacentridae. The transcript has 21 exons. Gene Ontology annotation, molecular function: ATP hydrolysis activity; ATP binding. Bases 44 to 2176 code for a protein of 710 amino acids.